GGAGUAGUACAAACUGGACUUUAGAAGGCUUCAAACGGACAUGCAUAUAAAAUAAAGAAAUUGGAGUACUGAUCAAGUUCUGUAUGUGAGGGUAAGGACAGGACGUAAAGGAAAAAGGCACCAUGCCUAGUGGCAGGCACGAUGCGGACCGCAUCCGCCCGAUGCUGGGUCAGGACCGGCUCCGCGUCCGGUUCGGCAAUUCGGCACCUCGCAAGGUGAUUUUCCCACCUACCAGUACUGCUGGUAUCCAGCUACAAACCGAGACACCGGCAGAGCUCUCGCUGACACGCGUGCACGGCUAUUCAGGCCACAUUGGCAACGGCUUGCACUUCAUCGGCGAGCGGGAAGUCGUCUAUCCGGCAAGCGCUGUCUGCGUUCUGCACGAAUUCAGUUCCAUCGAACGAGAUUCGGCUGACAUCGUCGACGAUAGGCCGACACGGAUGUUGGGAGGGAAAAUGGCGAUGGCAGGAACAGGCGCUAUCGAUGACAAGGAAGACGGUUACGGAGGCUGGAGCUUCGAUAAGGUGAUGAUGCAUCAGAAGAAGAAAGAAGCAGUUAAGGAGUCUUGCUCAGAUGACUUCACGUAAGUACAUGAUGAAAAGCCCUCAUCUUGCUUGUUAAAGUCUAUGGUAGAUUCUCUAGUCUUAUUCCUCUCAACUACGAACAUUGUUUCAGUCUAUGCUUUAUUCUUCACCGUCCAUUACUGGUAUUUGAGGUACUGGUACUUUUGUUUGCAAUGUCUAAACUCCGAAAAAACAGCGACAAGAGAAGUGCGUUCGCAACGGGCGCGAAGAAGGUGAUGCAACUUGCCGAGGCGUCAAGAAUGCUGCAGCAGAAGGCUGGGAUCAAAGUGGGGAAAUUGCCGAAUAAUAGCGGGAAAGCAAAGCAACGCUUUUUCUUCGGCCAUUCAACCGAAGUCACAUGUCUCGACUACAACCAUGCGAAACGCGUUGUUUUAAGGCGUUGAAGAAUUGUACAUACAACAACAAAUUGACAAAUCGUAGUACCGAGUCAACAUCUAAUUUCCGCCAGUGGCCAGGUCGAUCCGAAGGGCCCGGGCUUACCUUUUGUCUGCGUCUGGCGUGCAGCGGAUAUGAUGCUUGUUUCCGUGCUUGUCUACCAUGAAGCAAGGAUAUGCUGUGUAGGGAUCUCACCGAAGGGUGACUACUUGUUCAGUAUGGGCAGAGACGACGCGCACACUGUGGCCAUUUGGGCAAGCGGUCAGUUCUUACCAGCAGGAAGUGAGCGGGUGAGGGGUUUUGAUGCGGUGCGAGAAACGCUAGUACAUCGAAUACCGGUCAAAGUAGCGAGCAGUGGAAAAACGCCUUCGUACUCAAAGACUGUGGGAUUGUUGAUUUGUUUUCCUCGUCUAUUGCCAAUAGUCGAGUGCUUCGUGAAACUUGGUUCUCGUAGGGGUUGAGAUGUCUUCUCAUCAGAAACUUCUGUUGAUGUGAUGAUCCUUGCAAGAAGCAACUGGUGUUCGGCAGCCCCUGAGUAGGUCACAGGUUUGGCGGGAAAACUAGAAGGAUGUUUGCUCCUUACACCUUACACUUCCAAUAGGUUUGCUUCUUCCGUCUCCUUUCUUGCUGCGCCGUUUAUGUUUGCGACCUAUGAUACGGGAGGUUUCGGGAGGGCACAUUUGAAGGUAUGGCGGUUUCGGCCGCAGCUUAGACACCAUCACGGUCAUUCCAGACAUGGUAGAGGAGGCGCAGACAGUGAGCCGAACUUAGUCGGCAAGGAUGCUGCGAUAGCAGCUGACGUCCGCGCGAUCACAGCAAUUGCCUGGACUUUGGAAAGCAACAUGCUACUAGCUUGUGCAGACAAUGGGUAUCUCUACCUCUAUGAGGGGACGUCGAUCAAGCGUUCGAUUCGGGUCUCCCCGGCUUCGCCUCUGACCGGCGUAAUUGAUUGCUGCAUGCCCGAACUCGGGUUUUUGGUUGCGUCGGCGGAUGGUUUCCUGCACUUAAUCGAUGCUAAGAUUGCCUCCUUGGCUUCAGGAUGGCGUGAGGAGCAGACGGCGAACAGAAAUGUUUUAUUGAUGCUCAUCAUUAGCCUGAUCCAUCUUCUGAUGCAUCUUGGAUUUGGGCCUAUGAUAAGGGGAAAACAGGUCCUCCAAGAUACGUCAAUCCUAAGGUGGAUUUGGGUGGAUGGGGUAAUCUCAUCUAAAGAAUGGAAGCUCUUCCAAUAUUAACCUCGACAUUGCUGCUGCUUCCUCCGGCAAACGAAGCACGAUAUCGAAGCAGACGUUGGAGUCCGUCGGGAGGGAUGAUCGGCCACUGGAGAAUCCCUUUAUCAAAGAAAGCUUCCAUCUCAGCAGUUUGAGUGGCCCUUCGCAUAAUCCAAAUUUGGUGAAGUUGCUCUGUUCGACGUCGGUCCCGGUGAUGCGCAGUUUUUCUCUGGCGAAAGUGGACCCGAAGCACCAUCACCAUCACCAGCACGACAAGGGUGGUGAACAAGGUGGAGGAGAUAAGAAGAAGAGCAAAGCGGGAAGUCGGGGUGCGGCUGAUGAUGCGGAGACUGGUGGUAUGGCUAAUUACAUGGCAAUAUAUCUACACUCUUCAUCUUCACCGUUCUAUAGUCGUGGCACGAAGAUGCUGCUUCGUGCACUGGCUGAGGCUGUAGCAGAGAUCGAAGUGUCGUGACUAAAAUGAAAGAUCGAGUCGUCGUCUCUUUGCUUGAGCCCCCCAGCAGGCUCUUCAUAAUGUCGCAUUACUUCCUCAUCCACCUCGUUUUAGUACCUGGCUCUUUCUAACAUCCGUGCAGAAAGUACUUCUGCCACGAGUGGGCAUCGUCGGCGUAGUAGUCGCAGUCAGUCCCGUUCUGCUACGGCCUCGCGUGUUGCCAGCUACGUCGAAGGCGCUAGCUCGUCCAGUAGAACGAACACUUUCACUGGACAGGGCCAAAGCGCAGGUGGACCUUCUGGUAGCAAGAGCAGCACUUCAGCGAGCGGACCAUCUGGCUCGAAAAAGCCCGGAUCCAAAACCGCUGAGAGCUCAGCGUCAGAGCAGAAGAGUUAAGGCUGUCACGACUCUAUCUGUACGACGUACAAAGGGAUUGAUGCUCCUCUAGGGGCGUAUUCAAGGCCAUAAAGCUGGAAAGAUAUGCCGCAACAAUGAUGCAUCAUGGAUGGCUCUAAAGAAUCAGUGGCGAAGGCGGAGCAUCGUCGUCACACGCGAGCAAAAACCUGAUGGAGGUGAUUUUCGAAACGAUGAUCUCGACUUUCCAAAAGGAAACGAUCGGACAUCGGGUAGCCAUUGGUUGCCAAGACUCGACCAUCCUUAUCGUGGAUUUGCUGGACCGAUGCGUUUUAGAGGUAGGCCAAGUCGGCCAUCGCAAUGCGAUCGCUGCGGUAGCGCGCCGCGGGAAUCUCGUGGCGACGGGGUCGACCGGUGGUGAUUUGCGGUUUUGGAAUCUCAGAGAAACGCGUGCACCUUUAGUCGGCCGUGUGAUUCAUUUCUCUAGCGACGAGGCGAGCAAUAACGGUGCAAUCAAACCGGUAGUGAGCACAGCAGUGAGAGCGAGGGGAGGUGGAUCGAAAGAGACCUCCUCGACAGAGGCCUCGAUGAGUACACAGUCGCGUGCGGUCCGCAACGACCCGUACAGCACGUUUCAGUUGAUGUAUGUUACGGCUCAGGUAGAAGAUUCGUGGUGUAUAAGUUUUGACCUACAGCAGGCACAUGUACUUACAACAAAGUCGUAUAAAGAUCUUUUUCUUAAUGUACAGGGCUAGAGUGAAGAUUUUUACAACAUCGACAUCCACUACUUGUCUAAGUACACCUAAAUCACUUCUCCCUUUCUAAUCUGAACAAGCAAGCAGUGCAUGACGAGCACAAGCAUUUCGUGCCCCCUGAUCGGCGCACGAAGGCCUUACAGGACGAUCCCCACUUUACGAACGGUGGUGAUCCAUUGAAAAAUAACUAUUUUCCAGCGCCCCGACCAGGUCAGUACGAACCCGGACGCCUGUUAGCUGCAACAGCCGGUAGGCAAUUGAAUUUCGUCUAUGCAGCUGGCGGAAACACUGCGGAUAGGGACAUGAAUCCUGCUGGUGCUGCCGCUGAGUUGUACUUAAGACUACGUACAAAGUGGCACCAUAGUUGAAGAUUCAUCUGAUUCUUAGUAUUAUGACAUAUGCUCACGACUUCUACUGUGUACAAAAGUUUUUUCUCCACAGAACAAUAGCACCUCCUCUCCCGCACCCGCACAACCCUCUCUACUAAGUCUAAGUUCCAACUUCGAGUCUCUUUCCCCACGUCGCAAGCACACGCAUUUGCAGUAUCGUGGCGGCAGCUUUGUCGAAGAUCCAGACCCGACGUUGGCGCGAAAAGCGUUGAUGCGACCUAGCGGGAUUUCUGCCCUCGCGUUUUGUGAAGACUAUCUGGCGAUCGGCUUCGAUGACGGUUUUCUUCGUAUUUUGGACUUUCCAGCGCUGCAGCCAGUCGAUAUGCGGCCACUGGCGGAGGAACAGAUUAGCUGUUUAACGUUUUCUCCGAACGAGCAACUGUUGAUCGCGGGAUCGUUUGAUCAGUUGAUCUACGUAUUGGACGUGCGAAAGCGCAAGUUGCUGGCCACGUUGAGUGGAAAUACCAGUUCCGUGUUGAAAGUUGCUGUGAGUCACGAUAAUCAUGUGCUGAUGACCAACAGCAGUGACGGGGCAUUGUUUAUGGGGUGCUGUUGAAAAUGGAAAUUGUAGUUCUUCGUCGAACAGGAGUUUGCUUCUGCUUGGUGUGGGUUGUCUUCCUUCGAUUUCUUACUUAUGGUCCCUCAUAUUCCACAACUUCAAUUUUCGAUUCCAUUCCUCCUUCUAAGUUCCUAUAUUUCGACCUACGAACGUUCGAACGCUUCGGCAAAACGCGAGAUUUCCGCGAUGUGAGUUUUAACCACGCAAUGAACCAAAGUUGGGCCACUCAGGGUAUUUGGGCUAGCCAGCAUGCAUGGACGAGUCUUACGAUGAAUUGCGUGGCCUCGUUCUCCGACAUAGCAUUAUGGCUGUUCUGAUUUAGUAGGUUCAACUAGGGUUAUCUUAGACUUAGUGAAGGAGUCAACUAGAAAUACGCCUUUUUAGCUCAAACCUGAAGAGGAUCUCUAACCUGAGUCACUGGCGAUGAUGACAACCUGUUAAAGUUGUUUCCCUAUCCUGCCACCUUCGAGAAAACGCUGUGCAAGGACUACUCUGGUCAUGCCGGCAACGUUCUGCAGACGUUGAUAUGGCAAGAUGAUGUCGGAGAUGGUGUGGUCAAUCAGUAUACGAGUCAACCAGAGAGUCCCAGAAUGAACAACGCUGCCGCAGCAGGUGGGGGUGGCGCAACCAUAGCAAACAUAGGUCGACGCGGAAGCUCGGCCGGUCCUGGCGCCAAUAACAACGCUAAAAACAACAAUGCUGCUGCAGAGCCUCAAGCACCAGCUGCACUGUCGUAUCUAAAACCAGCUACCAGCUAUCCGAAUGACCCUGUGUUAAGGCUCCCGCUAAUCCAUCUCGUUGUGGAUCAUUCCUUAAAAGUGCUUAAAGCACUCAAGUCAAACAACCGGUUAGUUUUCACCGUAUAGUCUAGGCGUUGGUAUGCUCGCCAAUGAUAGACUCCAUGGAAUGGAAUUUCACCUCUAUCCCUAGGCUUAUCCCUUAAACGUCUACAUUUACAUACAAGGGAAAAGCCACACGCAUAUUGUACAGGAAUGGAUUAAUUAUAUAUGUGGCUCGAACUUUGGCGCGAGUGUCGUUGAAUCUGCGAGCAGAAGAUCCGAAAGUGCGGGUAUUAUCCGCGGAUAGUAAGGGUUUGCUAUUCGAGUGGGAAGUGGUCACGCCGUUGAUGAAAAGAGAUCCGACAACGAUACAGAACGCUGAGAGGUAUAGUUAAGAAAGAGUGGACCGUUGGGAAAGAGUGGACCGUUGGAAGGAGUUUGUUACUGCUGUCAAAGAGGAAGCUUCUUUUCACAUGAAGCAUCAAUUAUACCCAAAUUCUCAAGACCCAUCGUCCUUGAUGAAUUUCAUUCAUCAAUUCAUACCCUUCUCACUACUACAACCUAAAAAUUAUCAAUUGUGAUUUUCUUUCUCUUUGUCGCGUACCACGCUCAUCGUCUAUCAUUUGCUCUCAACAAGUGUUGUGUGUGUGUUGGUGUUGUGUGUGGGUGUGUCGUGUGUUUGGUUUAUUGUGUUGUGUUGUUUUGGAAAAGUGUACAGUUAUUAACUGUAGCUAAGUAUAAUUAUGAUCUUCCAUAAUUCAUCUUACUCCUGCUACUUGUACUUACAUGUCUCUAAUUCCCAUUCCCGUGGGAGGAUAAGGCUUGGGUGAAGCAGAGGAUUGAGCAGAGAAAGCGGGAAUUGGAGGGCAUGCAGAGUAAGCGGUUGGUCACGGUCUCAAGAGCGGACUUGCAGCGCAAAUGGAACAGCUUUGACGUGCGCCGCAUGCCUCUCUACAACCCGCCGUGGGCUAGAUGGCAGGACCAGAUUCCGAACGGGGAACAAAGAAAUCAAAAGCCAGAAGAACACGAUGGCGGAGUCUUUAAUUAUGAUGUGGACAAUUAUGAGUAUAGAUAAGAUGUUUUUCUAGUUAGCUCUUUGUUUUUUCUAGGCAGGCCUGCUCCACCAACACUAUAGAUAAGAUGGGUAGAAGGAGAGGCAUAAAUGCCUUUCUGUAUAAGCUCGUGGAAGUCACUUGCUGUCAAUGCAGACGAAUCCGCGACCUUCUAAUCCAAAGGAGCAGGUCCCUCUGGCAUUGUACUGACCCGACACGAGCGAAAAAUAGCGAAACUUCCUUCGCGACUGCCGCACUCAGCGCAAUCUAGACCACCAUGGGCUCUCCGACACGAACCCCAAGAACCACCUCGGUUCUCGCGCGAGAAUUACCAACCAAAACCGAACCCUUGGGAUUGGCCAACGUGAGAGCGUUAUUGAGGGGAAAGAACUGACUGCAGAGAAAGUGAGACUUUAUGAACGGAUCGCUAUCCUCAUUAUUGGAAUCUAUUUAGCUACACUAGUACGAAAAAGACGACAAAGAUACUGCAACAAGCAAGGAGUCCGCUUUUACGAGGAUACCGUAUUAUACACCGCUAGUUCUAUGAAAGGUUACCACGACGAAGAGAUAGUCACUCGCGUUGUCAGGAAUUGAUCUGACGCAGGCGAUGACAAUACUGUGGUAGCAUUUGCUUGACAAUGUUGGCGAUGCACAGGAAUAAUUACUCCCGAAAAGGAACGAAGAC
Messenger RNA from Amoebophrya sp. A25, 7194 nucleotides. The record is from the annotation of a GenBank genome assembly. Lineage: Eukaryota; Dinophyceae; Syndiniales; Amoebophryaceae.